AUGGAAGAUCCCGUUGAAGGGGGCGUAGCUGCCUUCCGGUUCCUGCAGAGAGCCCAACACAUUGGAAAGGUCGUUGUCAAGUUUGCUAGCUCAAUUGAGCCAGUGGAAGAUGGCGCUAUUGUUAUAACGGGUGGCCUUGGUGCGCUGGGGCUAGUUGUUGCAGGGUGGCUUGCCGAAGAAGGAGCCCGAAACAUAGUCUUGAUAGCCCGCCGCGAUUCUCCUCCCCCAUCAGGCAACGUGCCAGAAUGGGACUGGCUAUCGAAUAUAAACUGCAAAGUCAGUUUUUUCUCGUGCGAUGUCUCGAACUACGAGAGCGUGCGCGGCGUUUUCAAGAAAAUACAGAAGACUGUGGCUCCAAUAAAAGGGAUCUUCCAUGCAGCUGGAGCCCUUGCAGAUUCUCUGCUGGACAGCCAGUCUCUAGAAGGGCUCCGUCGUGUUUACAAUGGCAAGGUUGUAGGUGCAUGGAACAUCCAUCGAGUCUGUGAGGAGCAGGGCAUCGACAAAGAUCUUCAGUUCUUUGUGCUGUUUUCUUCAAUAUCUUCUCUCAUUGGAAAUGUCGCGCAGGCCAACUACGCCUCAGCCAAUGCGUGUCUCGAUGCAUUGGCACGGUGGCGCAGAAGGAAAGGGCUUUGCUGUCAGUCGAUUCAGUGGGGCCCAUGGAUUGAGCAGGGCAUGGCCGCGGAGAUGAGGCAACAGCUGGCAAGAAAUGGCAUGAAAGGAAUCACAAACGAGCUUGGAUUUAGAACGCUUCACGAUGUUCUUCUCCACCCAGAGUGUCCCCCUGUUUUGGCUUGUCAGGCAUUCAAGUGGAGAGCGUUCUUUAUUCGCUAUGUCACUGUCUUGCCAGAGUCAUCUGGGAUGACUAUGAAGCAUCUCUCUCCAGCGGAGAGGAAAGAGUUCAUCAAAGCUCAAGUGGCGGCAGCGGCACGCCAGGUCCUCGGCAGCAGCUCCGCCCCCUCCUUCGACAAGCCUUUGCAGGACCUCGGAGUGGACUCACUUGGUGCUGUUGAGUUCCGUAACCUCCUCUCCAAGAAGUUGGGCAUGAAACUCUCCGCAACUACCCUAUUCGACUACCCAACAUUGAACGCAAUCACUGAAUACGUCUUCGAAGCAACAGGGGAAGAUAAGGGACCAGCUGAUGGUAGCGCCGGCCUUCAGCUAGGGCGGGUUGCUGUUGUGCAUGACGGCCUGGCUGUUGUAGCCGCGGCCUGCCGGCUUCCUGGACGCUCUGACUCACCAGACGCCAUGUGGCAGAUGUUGCUAGACCGCACAGACUGCAUGAUGGAUAUCCCGCUUAGCAGGUGGAGUGUAUACGAAAUGUACAACGACGACUUCGAUUUCCCUGGAAAGGCCUACGUCAAGCGUGCGGCCUUUAUUGACAAUGUAGAGUAUUUCGACAAUGGCUUGUUCAAUAUCACCCCUCCAGAAGUAAAGGCAAUGGACCCACAGCAACGAAUCCUGCUUGAAGUUUCCUAUGAAGUUUGCAACCACGAUUGGGUCUACCUGAUGUCUGACGACACGAUUUCUUCUUACUCUGGUACUGGGUCUGCUGGAUGCAUCAUUGCAAACCGCUUGUCGUAUGUGUACGGAUUGAAGGGCCCUUCGGUAGCUGUUGACACAGCCUGCUCCUCCUCCCUGGUUGCAGUGGAUGUCGCUUUUGAAAAGGUUAUCCGCGGGGACUGCAAAUAUGCUCUGGUCGCUGGAGCCAACUUGAUGCUGACGCCGCAUUUGUUCAUCGCAUUUUGCAAGGCAAGGAUGCUGUCUCCUGAUGGAAAGUGCAAAACAUUCGAUGCCUCUGCAGAUGGAUACGCCCGAGGUGAAGGUGUGGCAGCGGCUAUGCUUGUCCCUCUAAAUGAAGCGCAGGAAGCAAAGAUGGAAGUCUUGGCUGUUAUUCGAAGUACUGCGUGUAACCAUGUCGGCCGCAGUGCCAGUCUUAUUGCACCAAAUGGCCCAAGCCAAGCGGAUGUCGUUCGUUCAGCAAUUGCCAGAGCAGGUAUUAAGCCAGACGAUAUCGCGUAUGUAGAGACUCAUGGUACUGGCACAGCGCUUGGAGAUCCAAUCGAGGUGCAUGCUUUGAAGAGUGUAUUCGCUAAUGGGAGACCCAAAGAUGCUCCGCUUGUUCUAGGCGCUGUAAAGACCAAUAUCGGACACCUCGAGGGAUCAUCAGGCAUUGCAGGGUUGAUUAAGGCGGUACUUGUAUUGCAAAACAGGACCGUUCCUCCUAACAUCCACUUUAAGAAGCUGAACGAACACAUAAACGUUUCCGACUUCCCUGUUCAGUUCCCCACCGAUGCAGUUCAGGCCAAUGCUCACGUAGUUCUUGAAGAGGUGCCUGCCAGUCUUCGAUCUGUCAGACGACCUGUCAGCAGACAGAAGAUCUGCUUCAUGUUUACUGGACAGGGGUCGCAGUACGUAAACAUGGGGAAGGUCUUGUAUGAGGAACAAGAGGUAUUCCGCUCGAGCUUGAUCAAGGCGAAUGAAAUCAUAGUCGGAAUUUUGGGCAUUUCCAUAAUAGACAUCCUCUAUCCAUCCCCGCAAAAGGAAAGUGAGGCAAAGGGGCUUCUUGCAGGCAGCACCAUUUCUCAAUUGGCUUUGUUCGCAUUUGAAUAUGCACUAGCUGAGCUGUGGAUGUCGAAGAAUGUCUUCCCUGACAUGGUCCUGGGACAUAGUCUCGGCGAAUACGUUGCAGCCUGCGUGGCAGGCGUUUUCACUCUUGAAGACGCCCUUCAACUGGUAGCAGCUCGCGCCAAGAUAAUGGGGGACACACCUUCAAAUGAUGGAGUCAUGGCUGCAGUCCGUGCCACAGAAGAACAGGGUGAAAAGGCGAUUGCCACCUUCUAUGGGGAGAAGCCAAGACAGGCGUCAGUUGCGGUUGUCAACGGCUUGAAAAGCAUUGUGCUUGCUGGUCCACGAAAGGAUGUGCAAGCGAUACUAGAACAAAUGGAAGCUUCCUCCAGGGCAAAAUUUCUGGAGGUAUCUCACGCGUUUCACUCCCCCUUGGUUGAGGCAACGUGCUCGCCGUUCAAGAAGGUGGUGGAGCAAGUUCACCUAAAUGCUCCACACAUUGAGAUGAUUUCAACAGUCACGGGUCAGUUGUGUGAUGAGGCACUUAGGCGACCCGAUUACUGGGCUGAGCACAUAAUCAAGAAAGUUCGGUUUUGCGAUGCCGUCCAACAGUGUGUGGCAAACGGAGCAACGUUGCUGGUAGAAAUCGGGCCACGUCCCACCCUUACUUCUAUGGGAAGGGGCUGCCUGAAAGAUCAUGCGGAUAGUGCUCUUCAGUGGAUUAACAUGGUGGAUGCAGAAGGCGUCAAGCUGGAAACGAUUGAGGCGGUUGCUGCUGCUGCAGCAAGGGGUGCUACACCGGCGCCAGUCGUCUUCAACAGGAAGUAUUUCCCAUGGACAGAUAUAUGCCAUCCAUUGCUAGGUCGCAAGGAAGCCCGCGAAGACGGCCGCGUGGACUUUGUAGGCGGCCUAGGCGAAGAGGCGGAGAUGCUGUUUUCUGAUCAUGUAGUCAAGGCCCAGGCGAUGCUGCCUGCAACAUCUAUGUUGGAGCUCAUGGCAGUUGCCUCCAGGGAGGUCUUAGAUAAGGGAGCAGCGGCGAGCCCGCCGUGCUUGUCCCAGCUCGUCUUUGAGAAGCCGCUCAUCUUCCAGCCAGGCUCAAAAGUAUCGAUAUCUGUUUCUGUCGAUUCAUAUGGCCAGGUUCGCUUGAUGAGCACGUCAGAAAUCGAUGAAGGAGAGGAGCGAAUUCACGCGCAUGCUCAAAUUCUUACGAGUGCAAUUGAGCUACCAGAUGUCGACACCCAAGCCAUUCUCAAAGCGUGUCCUGACGAGGUUGAUAUGGCUGCGGCCUACGCGGAGUUGCACAAGAUUGGCUUGUCCUAUGGUCCACGAUUUCGUACUGUCAAACGUGCUUUCAAGGGCGAAAAUGUUGUUGUUGGUCUACUGCAAGCUGUGAGCCCCAAAACGUUCGAACGUGGAUUUCGAAUGCAUCCCGCUGUUAUGGACGGCGCCCUACAGCUAUCAGCCAUUUUACUAUCAGAGGAAGGGCAGCGUAGGGCUAUGAUUCCAUUUUCCAUUGAAUCGGUCACCAUGCUAAGCACUAGCCCAGACAAGGAAGUAUGGGCUAGGGUUUCACUUCUGUCACGGACUUCAACGGCAGCAACCGUCGACGUCCAGCUUUUUACAGCCGAUGGCAAGGUAAUGGCUGAUUUCGGCGGGGUCACUUUCCGACAGAUUGAUAUGGAGCCAUCUGCUGCGGUUCCCCGCGAUCUCUUGUGGUACACCGAGUGGAUCCCGGUCUCGAAGCUGGAGGCGCAAACUACAGCAGAAACUGAAAGCGAUAGUAUUGGGCAACUGUCGCCACUUAGCAACAAAGCAAUCCUCACCGUCAUGUCGGAGAAAAUGCUAUUUGUCCUCGCACUCGCAUCGACCGCGAGUCCUCAGGAAACUCUUUCUUCAGUUCUGGAAAUAACUAAAGUCAUGGCUGCCCAGAAGGCAGCCCAGUUUUACCCCAUGUGGAUUCUUACGUGCGGGACCCAAGGGCCAACAUACGACUGCGUGCAUCCCCAGAACGCGGGAAUAUGGGGUCUUGUCCGUUCUGUACGCCUGGAGUUGGACGCUAGUGGGGUCUCGCACUUUAUUGGGUGCGCAGACAUUGAAGAGGGAGUUGAAAUUACUAGGGCAGUUAAUGAAAUCAUGGAUCAGCAUCUUGUUCAUCCGCAAGAGUCAGAGAUGCUAGUCCGUUCUGCAGACCUGGGUUCUGGUCUUCAAGUACGGUGGUUGCAGUUGGAAACGACGUCGCCGGCCUGA
This is a messenger RNA of Eimeria mitis, 4812 nucleotides long. RefSeq lists its product as uncharacterized. Gene Ontology annotation, biological process: fatty acid biosynthetic process. NCBI's taxonomy places the organism in Eukaryota, Apicomplexa, Conoidasida, Eucoccidiorida, Eimeriidae. The record is from RefSeq and is a predicted model, not a curated record. Gene Ontology annotation, molecular function: 3-oxoacyl-[acyl-carrier-protein] synthase activity; fatty acid synthase activity; phosphopantetheine binding.